Molecule: messenger RNA, 2635 nt
Organism: Colletes gigas
Lineage: Eukaryota; Metazoa; Arthropoda; Insecta; Hymenoptera; Colletidae
Exons: 4
Coding region: 1563-2528 (321 amino acids)
Source: RefSeq, a predicted model, not a curated record
AUAUCGUGUGUCCAGAUUUCAUAUUCAGUUUUGUAGUACCUAGUUAUAUUACGAGAUACGGAAAAAAUACGAGGGAUUAAAUAAACACGUGACCGCGACCGAGGCAGAGAGUGACUGCAAACAAGCAGCGCACGAUCCACGAGACGUGACCAGCGAUGUGUUGCGUGUGACGUAUGCGUUAUUCGUUGGUGACAAACUAACCGAAUCAUUAGCCGAUCAAACGGUCGUGCGAAGCGGCCAAGACAGAGCGAAGCAACAGUUACGAUCGAUCGGUAGAGAUUAUUGGUUUAGCCAUGUAUAGAACGGGUCUACGUUGUAUGUGUUCGUGCUGAUCGAUUUUUAUUGACAGCGUUUUAACACGGUGCGUUUCAAAAGGAGCAAACGUGACACCUGAAGGUAAAAAGAAAAGUUUAUCGUAACACGAUUUGGUUCUACCAACGAACGCACGUAUCGCACUUGGACAAAUAUAUCAAUAAUCAACCGUCUAGGCGUUGCCAUAUUUACUGGAAGCGAAAGUAGAAGCAAGGGAACGGUAUUGGGACAUGACGUUAUGCGUAUCUAACUUUAGUUUCGAUUUUUCGAUACUGUUUUCGUACGAGUGUUCGCAUUCGUUCGCAAUAUCGUUUUAAUAUUAUUCGUUCGAUACUUAAUUAUCGAUUUUUUCGAAGAACUUUCGGUAAUUUCGGGAACUCAAACGUCGAAGACACUGUAAAAUAAUAUUUAUUCGUUCUCGAUAUCAGCAAGUAUUAACAGUUACACUGCCGGUCAUCGGUAUUAGGACGCUUGGUUUAAACGCUGUCAACAUUUCAACUAUCGUAGCUCAGCGAAAAGAAGUCGUACAAUAAUAUUUUUGGGGUCGUUUUAAAGGUUGAAUCUUCUACGUUCACAUUUCUGUUUCAAAUUUCUUCCAAGAUCAUUUCGCGCAACGAAACAAUUAAAACAGCGAAACUGAUUUUACUACAAAAAAUGGUUUAAAUUCAAAUGGCUGUCAAAAGUUUAAAAAUUUUUUUACGCGACUAAAAUAACCAUGAAUUUAAGAAUCAAAGUCUCUUCUUUGCAAUGACUCCCUUAAAAGUUCGUUCGCGAUUUUUUUCGCCAUUUUAUUCCACAUUAAAUGGAACGCGCGUAUAAAGGUCAAUAAAAAUGACGCAAAUUUAAUUUAUUUAUUUAUUGUACGAGUAAAAUUCAUUUCGUACACAAAAAUUAAAUAAAUGGAAACUGUUUGAAUUUGGAACACUUUUAGAAUAAACCCAUUUUUAUUUUUUUCUUAAAAUUUAUCUUAGGGAUGCGAAAGCUUAGGAUUUUGCCUUCGAAAUUAGUCCAAGAAGAUUAUUAUACAACUUUCUUUCUUUUACGAAGUAAUAAUUCGAGACAUUGGAAAUGUUUCGACCAAACAUCGACAAUACUUGUGAUUGGCAGUGUUCUUCAGUCUUUCAGGAUCUACAGAUUGGACUUGGAAAUAAAGGAACCGGAACUCGCCGAUCUUUACACAGUGAACAUGAAAUUUUAUUUCGAAGCGUAAGCGGGUUACCAGCGUGCGACAUUUUUUUGUUAAUAAAAAGAUGUCUUUUAGCGCAAACGCGAAUAAAUGGUCGCCAAAAUUGAUAAUCGGCUUUCAACUGACUAUUUGGUGUAUCGUUGGGAUUAUACUUCUCCAAAAGGGUGCAAUCUCUCUGUACGAUACAAAGGAAGUGACACGAAAUGACACAGCUGACAUACAGGGAAAGUUAAUGACAUGGAACGAAAACGAAUCGAUCCAAGAGUCAAGUAUUGCGGAAAAAUGGCAUCGAUUUGUCGAACGCAAAAUUGCAACUCCGGAGAACGACAGAGUCGCUGUCGAUAAUCUCGGCACUGUUGUACAGAACGAACGAUGGCCCCGCAAACUGUUCGAGCCUUAUCGGAAGAGUAAUAUUGACACAGGAAUAACUGAAAAGAGUUCGAUCAUCGAUAAAUUGACUACAAUGAAUCGUAAACAAGAUUCUCGUGACAUCCGUGCUAUUCAAGCUCAGACAAUUCACACGACUAGCAAAAACGAAGUAGGAAAAAUGUAUGGCAAAGAGAACAUCAUUAUUGCGCAGAAUCUCGACGAAAACGGUCGCAACGGCAAAAAGAUUGUCACAAGCAAUAAUACGUCGAGUACUUUGUUUCGAAACUUUGGCCCUACGGAUCUCCUUACUUUGAACGAAAGUAAGUUUUUCGAUCAUGGGUAUAACGAUAUCCGUUACGAAGCCUCAGGAAUUGGUAAAAAUGAAACCAAGUCGGAACGUUCGCCGGUGAAUCGAGUUGGAGCGGCUGUUGCUAUAAUCAUGCUCGCGAUAGGAGUCGUGAUGCUGCUCCUAGGGCCAUUGAUCGUUAUUCUACGGGCAUUUGCCGACAGAAGGCGAACCAGACAAAUGUUGUUAAAAUCAAGGUGUCGUAGCGACCAGCCACCUACUUACGAAGAAGCAACAGCAACCUUAAUGGACGAAGCGCCUAGAUACUCGACUCUCCAACUAGAUACGAUCCCUGAGUCUUCCUUUUCCCUUUAAUCUACUUUGUUACCUUUUCUUUUUAAAAAACACACACACACACACACACGCACACACUUUUCAUGUCGAUCGUUGCACCUCUUAUUAAACUCUUUAUUAUUUUGAUA